AUGGGCGCUGCCCACUCCGCGUCCGAGGAGGUGCGGGAGCUGGAGGGCAAAACCGGCUUCUCAUCAGACCAGAUCGAGCAGCUCCACCGGAGGUUUAAGCAACUGAGCGGAGACCAGCCCACCAUCCGGAAGGAGAACUUCAACAAUGUCCCUGACCUGGAGCUCAACCCAAUCCGGUCCAAAAUCGUCCGUGCCUUCUUCGACAACAGGAACCUGCGCAAGGGAUCCAGUGGCCUGGCUGACGAGAUCAACUUCGAGGACUUUCUGACCAUCAUGUCCUACUUCCGGCCUAUUGACACCACCAUGGAUGAGGAGCAGGUGCAGCUGUGCCGGAAAGAGAAGCUGAGAUUUCUGUUCCACAUGUACGACUCGGACAGCGACGGCCGCAUCACCCUGGAAGAGUAUCGAAAUGUGGUAGAGGAGCUGCUGUCGGGGAACCCGCACAUUGAGAAGGAGUCGGCGCGCUCCAUCGCCGACGGUGCCAUGAUGGAGGCGGCCAGCGUCUGCGUGGGGCAGAUGGAGCCUGAUCAGGUGUACGAGGGGAUCACCUUCGAUGACUUCCUAAAGAUCUGGCAGGGCAUCGACAUCGAGACCAAGAUGCACGUCCGCUUCCUUAACAUGGAGACCAUCGCCCUGUGCCACUGA
Molecule: messenger RNA, 645 nt
Organism: Rangifer tarandus platyrhynchus (Svalbard reindeer)
Lineage: Eukaryota; Metazoa; Chordata; Mammalia; Artiodactyla; Cervidae
Source: the annotation of a GenBank genome assembly